AACUGAAGUUUCCGGAUGUGCCGCAUUAUAAAUGGAGGGCACCAGUCAGGUGGUCAGUCUGAGUCUGACACACUCACACCAACGAGACGAGACGUGUCGAGAUGUCUGCCAUGGGCCUCCUGCUGCUGGCCGUCACCUUCGUUUGCCUCUCAGGUGAGUGAGGAGCUGACGCCAGUCCUGACCAGCGGGGUGGCCGUCCCUCCACUUGUUGAAGAGCCGGACUGUGACAAGUAUGACAUGGCUCAUGGCUGCCCACGGCUUUGGGCCCCUGUGUGUGGCACCAACGGCCGAAGCUAUGACAAUGAGUGUUUCCUCUGUUCGGACAUGCUAGAAAAGAAAACUCCGAUCUUCAUCACAAAAAGAGAACUCUGUGAGUCGUCGGGCGAACACCUGUUUAUUGACUGAUCUCCACCCCACGGACCACCACCUCACCAGCUCCCCUCUGAUCCACUGCAGCCCCUGUGAACCUUCCAAAUCCGAAAUAAACAUUUACUGAUGGCAUCAAA
Molecule: messenger RNA, 506 nt
Organism: Erpetoichthys calabaricus (reedfish)
Lineage: Eukaryota; Metazoa; Chordata; Cladistia; Polypteriformes; Polypteridae
Product: trypsin inhibitor ClTI-1-like
Exons: 4
Coding region: 16-405 (129 amino acids)
Molecular function (GO): protein binding
Source: RefSeq, a predicted model, not a curated record